AUGACGACACUAUUACCACGUGGUUAUGGAAGCUUGCCUUCCUUUCAGUUUAGUUCACCUAAUCAAAUUCACAAUCGAUAUUAUAAUGAUACAUAUCCAAGAUAUGCAACAUCUUUGACACGACACUAUCCAACUCAGCCACUUUAUCAACCACCUUUCUAUCCUCCUGAAAAAUAUACAACAACUGAUCUCUAUCAAAAUCAAAAACCUAGUGUCGGUGCUCAAGUUGAAGCAUAUUUAAAUAGAUUAGAUGAUCAAUAUCGAUAUGAACGAUUUGCACGUAAGUUAGGAAAAGUAGAAAAGCAGUAUGCGAGAUUAUUAGGCAAUAAUUAUGCAUCAGGAUUAUCAUCGCAUUGUCCUGAUGUAGUAUAUGAAUAUGAAAAAGAAACUGAAUUUGUACCAGUACCAGCCUUUAUGAAUCCUAAUACGGAAUCCUAUGGUUCUCUUGGAAAUAUAGGUUAUCCUGGUAGUCUUAAUUAUGAAACAAGUGGUAGUAUGAGUUUACCACCAAAGGUCAGAGUUAUUUUCAUACCAACAGGUCAAUCAUCUUUUCAACAACCAUGGACAGGUCCAUUGACGAUGCCACCUUUUCUUUACAAUCGUGUAGCACAACCUUUAUAUACAUUUCCAUUACCGCCACCAUUACCACAACUAGGAUCAUUACCUCUUACACCUGCAGUUCAACAAAUGGUCGUACAACGCUAUAAUAAUCCUCUUGCUGUUUUACCACCUUAUACUCCUAACUGGCAAAUACCUCAACUGAUGAUGCCUAGUUAUUCACAAUUUUCAGAAUUUCAACCUAUGGCACCUAUAUCAACCUUUCAGUCAUUUACAGCUGCUCCACAAUCUUACAUUCCUUCUCUAAUGCCAACUUUUUCACAUGUUCCAUCUGUACCACAACCCUGUAUUCCUGCUCUGAUGCCAACUUUUCCAUCUCUUUCAUCUGCUCCACAAUUAUACCUUCCUCCUCCUUCUAGCAUGCCAGUGGAUCAAUCUAUGCUAUCACCACCAUCUUUACAGCUACCAUUGCCAAACGCUAAUGUCGUUUCAUCAUUGCCUCAAUAUGUUAAUAGUGGUUAUCCAAGUAUAUGCCGUGCAUGUCCACCAGCACCACCUGCACUUAACAUACCAGUCACUGGUCAUUGUUGGGUACAACAUUGUGCUGCUUGUCAUCAUGUAUCUACUUCUAUUUCUAAUCCAAAUAUGCGAUCUACUGGUGGACGAAUUACACCAUUGCUUCGUUAUCCAACAGUACAACAAUAUGUACCUGAUCAGACAAUACAACAACAAAAUUAUUUUCAAAACGAAGCACCGAUUUUGAUGCGUCCAUGGUUACGAAAAACACCGCCACUUCCACCUGGUGCUAUUCUUAUUUCAGAUGAAUAUAUUACUGGUGAUGGUUAUUCUUCACGACAUGAUCGUUCACGAAGAAAACAAAGACGACAUCAACAUAGUUAUUAUCCUAAACAACGAUCCAAAACUGUAUCAUCAAGAAUAAUAACUAAAUCAAAUCCAGUAGUUAUAAAAGUUAGUAGAAGUGUAUCACCAAGAAGAGCAAGUAAAAAUUAUAACUAUAGAAUUCAAAAUGAUGAACUUGUUAAAUCAAAUAGUAUCAUAUCAAAAAAUUCAUCAAGUAGUACAACAAAUGGUUUAACUGUUGAAUAUCACAAAGUAACAUUGCAUUCAUUUAAGCCGAUAGAAGAACAUAUUCCUAAACAAUCAGUUAACGAAUCUCGUAAUAUUAAUCUUCAAUAUAAUUAUCAACCACAAGAAUUAUCUUCUGUUUAUCAUGUUAAUAAUUAUUUAAAAUCUAAUAGUGAAACUUCUACAUUAGCAUCAAGUUUUAGAACAUCAUCCAAUUGUUCUCCUUCACUUAUUAAGGAAUAUAGUCAAAUUUUAUCACCAUCAAAUGAUUUUAAUUCAAUAGAAGAAGAAUCAAAUUCAAAGAAAGAAGAUAUAAAAUCAAUUCGUCUUUUUUCUCAAAUAGAAAAACCGAAAGAACGAUGGAUUAUUAUACGAGAAAUUAUAAAAAAUUCUCCAUCAAUAAUAAGUACUAUUUCAUCCAAUUCAGAAUUUUGUAUUAUUGACAAGGACGAUAUAUAA
Molecule: messenger RNA, 2103 nt
Organism: Rotaria sordida
Lineage: Eukaryota; Metazoa; Rotifera; Eurotatoria; Philodinida; Philodinidae
Source: the annotation of a GenBank genome assembly